AUGGAACUGCUGCGCACCCGAGUGUGUGAGUGGCAACCUGUCGGCAUCGACUCGCUGGCCAUCGCGCCCUCGGGUACCGGUUCAUCACCUCGUCUGGCUGUUGGACGGGAGAACGGCGCUUUAGAGCUGUGGGACACAGAGACCUGGCACUUGCGGAGUUCUGCGCCUGGCAACUCUCGACGCCGGCCGAGGAGCAUUGUAUGGGUUGUUGACGUCGAAGAAGCGCCGAAGCUGCGGCUGAUAUCUGCUGGACUUCACAGCGAGGUUACAGAAUGGGAUGUGGAGACGCUGGAGCCGAUUGAGACUUGCUCUCCAGGCGGUGGUGCUGUCUGGGGCCUCGCAGUUCAAGGCCAGCAGCUGUUUGCUGCCUGCGAUGAUGGCACUGUCCGGGUGAUGUCAUUGGCCGGUGGAGUUGGGUCGCUGAUGUAUACCAAGCGCAUAAGCAUAGCCAAAGCGAGGCUCCUCAGCCUCGCAGUUCAGGACGGGGCAGUUUUUGCCGGAGCUGACAGCAAGAUCUCCAAAUGGAGUAUCGAAGCUGGAGUAUGCGAAGGCAGCAUGCAGUUGGAGAAACCUCCGCGUGGACACACGCUGAUUUGGAGUCUGGUCUCCCUCGAGGACAAGAUGCUGGCAAGCGGGGACAGCAUGGGAUUGGUGCAGAUAUGGGACACGGUGGCCUGCGUGCUGCUCCACCGCUUUGCUCAGCACCAGGCCGACGUUCUCGCCUUGGCUGCAAGCAGCGAUGGGCGGACUCUACUAUCUGGCAGCGUUGACGCGAAGAUCUCUGAGUUUGGGGAGGAGCCUGCCCAGCCUGCCCAGCCGGCGCCGGGGCCCAAAGCCGACCCCGAGGAGUUGGCAAAGUUGUCUCUGUCGGACCUCAAGCAGGCUUUUGACGGCCUUACGUGUAAGGACGGACAAAGCUACGUGCCGGGUAAGAUCAUGAAGGUCAUGUACAAAUCCUCUGAUCACUGCAACUACUCGACGAGUGGCUUUGAUGCUGACGAGUCCAUGACUUGGAAAGUCUUCCUUCCGGUGUCCGGGUACGGGCCCGACGUUGGUUAUUUGGUGGAUGUUGGGUACUUCUGGGAAAAAUACGAGCGUGGGGCCAGAGACGCUGAGGAGCUCUCUGCCCAUGUGAAGCUGUUUCCGUCCGGACCGUCUUUCAAGGCGGACGACAAGAAGACGGGCAAGCUGGAUCGAUCGACGCUUCUUGUGAUCAUGGAAGAGAUGCCUCUACUUGAGCGGUGGGUCUUCCGCGAUGCGAUGCUCUGCCAUUCCCAUGAUGUCCGUGCGAUUGUCAUCGACGACACAAAGAAGGGAAGGAAUACACAGAUUUCAGCCGGAGCCGCUGGCAGGCUCUUCGUCUUCAAGCCUCUGGAGUCGGGUCACGACAAAGCGGCGAGACCCUUCCAGUGCAGCAACUUUUCACCUCUGUUCCAGACGGCAUCCAUUUCGGAAGACAGCCGCCUCGUUCUUUGCCAGAAGGGACAGACCCUGGAGCUCUGGUACCUGCCCGAGCCGGAGGACGCGCCGAGCCUCGGAGCUUCGGCCAGGGCACCGGAAGGGCAGCUGCUGCUCACGAUCUCCCUGGCCGGGAAGUCGAUUGGGCCGGACGGCACCAAGAGGAGUACAGAAUAUCUGUGUUCCUCAACGAUCUCCCCGAAUGGGAAGCGGGUGGCGGCAAGCGACAUGACGGGGACUCGACUUUUCAACCUCAGUGUGAGCGAGCUCCAGGUCCAGCGUAUUGCUGUACCUACAGAGAUCGCCAACAGCGCAGCGCGCGCUUUGAAGUUCUGCUCGCCAAAACUGCUCGCAGUGGCACCAUGGCACGGACAUGUUAUCCACCUCCUCGACUGUGAGGAGAAGAAAAUCAUAGCAAGCUUGGAGGAGCACAAGGCACCCGUUUCGUUGCUGACCGCCGGAGGGUCUGGUGGUGAGUGGCUGGCCUCAGCCGAUCUGGCGGGAGCGGUCAACAUCUUCAGCUUGGACGGUUUUUUUCACCACGCUUCGGUUCCCGUCGGACGUGGAGCGGCCACGGCGCUGGGGUUUGACAGCUCCGGCAGAUAUUUAGUUGUUGCCACGACGGCGCAUGUGGUGACCUUGUUCGACAUCGAGUCUCAAAGCUUACAUGCAGAUAUUCCGCCCUUUGACAUACCGAAGCGGCAUCUGGCAGUUCAUGCGCGCGUCUGUGGAAUCGCCGCUUUUCCUGAAGCGCCGGAAAAGCUGCUUCUGUGGGGCCACAACUACCUCCUGGCUGUAAAUGUCAAAGCGAAGAGGGUCACCAGAAGCGAAGCUGCAGCGGAGCCGUAUACCUGGCGCCUCUGGGCCGGAAUUCGUCAUGUACUGGCAUUUUUCGGCCUCCAGAAGCCCUGGAGCCUCGCGACAGAUUCUGCCGAAGUUCGGAAACGAAAGCGUGGAGAUGCCAGCGCAGAAGUCUCCCUGCUCCCGACGGGCCUUGCCAUGGAGGUGACGCCGGAAGCUGCUGAGGCUUGCCUGCCCACGCCCUUCGAACGGAAGAAGUUCCAGAAGCAGAGCCACCAAAAGCAGAGUGUCAGAGGACCCGAGCUUUGA
Symbiodinium necroappetens is the source of this 2568-nucleotide messenger RNA. Lineage: Eukaryota; Dinophyceae; Suessiales; Symbiodiniaceae. The record is from the annotation of a GenBank genome assembly.